AUGAGACCUUCCACCAUUCCUUUGCAGCAUUCCCUUGUGAGCUCUUGGAGUGCUUUUCGGGGCCACCUCGGGUGGCCUUCUCCUGGCGCCGCUGGGGCCACUUCACCGGUACUUACCAGAACCAUCAGGGCUCUGGGGAGUUGGUGGAGAUGUACGGCUUCGCCGUGGCUUUGGUGGAUGACCAGCUCCGCCUGGUCGAUGUCGAGGUUUACUACAAGGCGGACUCUUUCCUGGAGGUUUUGGAGUUUAGGGUUUAGGGUUUCGGGUUUAGGGUUUAGGGUUUAG
Messenger RNA from Symbiodinium natans, 285 nucleotides. Lineage: Eukaryota; Dinophyceae; Suessiales; Symbiodiniaceae. The record is from the annotation of a GenBank genome assembly.